Molecule: messenger RNA, 1807 nt
Organism: Moneuplotes crassus
Lineage: Eukaryota; Ciliophora; Spirotrichea; Euplotida; Euplotidae
Source: the annotation of a GenBank genome assembly
AUGUUUACUUCAUUGAAUUAUUUAUAUUUUCCAUUAUGGAUAAUAGACCCCCUCAUAUCAAGAUUAAGCAUCCAGAUAACCGUUUGAUACAUCUGAAUAACAACAGAGCCAUAUCAUCACCUGUCUCAAUAUUGUCUUGCAAAAGUAGUGGAGAUGCUCAAGAUUAUAAUUUCUCUAUACUGAAUCAGAAAUAACAGUUAUUCGAGAUCUCAGAAGAAAAGAUGGCUUUCAUAUAACAACUCUGAUUCUCCAACUAAGAAUAAAACUGAUAUCAAAUCCAAAUCUCCAGCUAUCAGAACAAUAUUUGAGCAUCAUUCUGCUACGAAAGUACCCAGAAUUAAAGAGAAGAAGUAUACGAAUCGUAUGUUAAAGACUUUCGUGUCAGACCCUAAUAUGACGUACCAGAAUGGACACCCCAGUAAUUUCAGGAAGUUAUUGACUAUUUCUGGACCACCAUCUAAGACCAAUCCAAUGAGCUCACCUAUCAAGAUGUUUAGAGAGCAAGAAAAGAUUGCCAAGAAAGAUCUUCUCAGUCCCAGGAGAGAAAAUAUAAUUCUUAAAGAAAAAAUUCAGAAGCUCCAAAACUCACUUGACCAGAUCAAUCAUGAAGCAAAAUGGCAAGACUCCUUAAUUUCUAAUUGGCUCUCAGGCAAGCCAGUACCAAAAGAGCAAAACGAUAAGUUACAGAAAGUUCUGGGUACAAAGUGCCAGGAAAAACUAGAAACAAUACGUUCAAAAUAUCAAAUAUUUAUACAAAAGCUCAAAGCUUCAUUCUCUAAACAAAUCGAAGAUCUCCAAGAAGUUAUUGGAGAUAUGUCUAACACUCUUUUCAAAAGCGAUCUUGAAGCCCUUGAAAAUGGUGCUGCAAAAACUAUUGAAAAAUGAAAGAAAAAGUAUCAGAUUCUUAAAACUGACAAAAAGAAGACAGAUAAAAAGUUGAAUAUUAUUGAAACAGAAUACGAUAAGAUGCACAAAGACUAUAACAAGCUUCGUUUUGAAUCUGCUAGCACAAUAUCCAAACUAAGAACUGAGAACAUAGGGAUGAAAUCAGAACUAAAUGAUCUCCAUAAGAAACUCUUCAAAUUAAAGGAUGUCAAUAUAGCAGACCUUGAUCCAGUAGAGAUGCACAGAAAACUUAGACUAGUUCAGAGCAGACUUGAACUCAGUGAGAGGCAUAAUUUCAAGAUCGAAGAGAAGUUGAAAGAUAUUAAUGAUGUCUUUAAGAUGAUGGGAAUAACUCUUGAUGAUUUAAAAUAAUGGAAUUUAUACUGGAAGAAUGACCUUGAAGAAGAAAUUAACUAACUCUAAAACAACUGACUUCUCAACCUUCUUCCAGAAAUCUAAGAGAGGGAGUAAGGUGCGUAGGAACACUAAGAAGAAGAAUGAAGGUCUAAUGAAACUGAAGAAGAGUAGGUUACAAUUCAUACAGAGAGGUCAUCUUCUCUCAUUGCACUCUGAUGAUUCGAAGAAAUUAUUAGAGAAUGAAUCAGCAUCAAUGACUUCUGAUGCUUCAUCGCCCCUUAUUGAUAAUAAAUCUGUGGCUGUUGGAAGUCCUGAAAAGUCAUUUAAGAUCAGUGUCAAUGCUCCUAAAUCUCAAACCGAUGAUGAUAUUAUCUCUGAUUAUGAAGAAAGUAUAAGUAGCAGAAUUGAUAGAUUCAAGAAUAUAUCUUCAAUCAACAAGAAAAGUUCAUCAGGCGUAUCAGAAGCCGAUUCAUUCCUUCCAGGGGCAGUUCAUGAAAGACGCGAUUAUGAGCUCAGAAUUCAAGGCGGAGGCAUAGAUCAAUUAUCUUGAUUUAAUUGUAUUUAA